AUGGGAGACCCGCCCUGCCCGACCUCCCCGCACGCGGGAACCCUCCCCGAAUGUCUGAACGGGGAGUUUGUUAGGGUUGGGCCCAACCCCAAGUUUGUUCCUGUGGCUGGAUAUCACUGGUUUGAUGGAGAUGGAAUGAUUCAUGGUAUGCGCAUUAAAGAUGGAAAAGCAACUUAUGUUUCUCGUUAUGUAAAGACUUCACGCCUCAAGCAAGAAGAGUAUUUUGGCGGAGCAAAGUUUAUGAAGGUUGGAGACCUGAAGGGACUUUUUGGAUUGUUCAUGGUUCAAAUGCAACUGCUUAGAACAAAAUUGAAAGUAUUGGAUGUUUCAUACGGAAUAGGGACAGGUAAUACUGCUCUGAUUUAUCAUCAUGGUAAACUUUUGGCAUUGUCAGAGGCAGAUAAGCCAUAUGUUGUCAAAGUUCUAGAAGAUGGAGAUUUGCAAACUCUUGGAUUAUUAGAUUAUGACAAGAGAUUGGCACAUUCAUUCACUGCUCAUCCAAAGGUUGAUCCAUUCACUGAUGAAAUGUUUACUUUUGGUUAUUCACAUACGCCUCCAUAUGUUACUUAUCGGGUCAUCACUAAGGAUGGUGUCAUGCUUGAUCCCGUACCGAUAACAAUUCCAGACCCUGUCAUGAUGCAUGACUUUGCCAUCACAGAGAACUAUGCUAUCUUCAUGGACCUGCCUUUGUAUUUCCGACCAAAGGAAAUGGUGAAAGGAAAGCUGAUCUUCACUUUUGAUCCUACAAAGAAAGCUCGUUUUGGUGUGCUUCCACGAUGUGCAAAGGAUGAUAGUCAAAUUAGAUGGUUUGAGCUUCCAAACUGCUUCAUAUUCCACAAUGCAAAUGCGUGGGAGGAAGGGGAUGAAGUCGUCCUAGUCACUUGCCGCCUUCAGAAUCCAGAUUUAGAUAUGGUCAAUGGUGCCAUGAAAGAGCAGCUUGAAAAUUUCAAAAAUGAGCUAUAUGAAAUGAGAUUUAACAUGAAAACCGGUGCUGCUUCACAAAAGCAAUUGUCAGUUUCUGCUGUAGAUUUUCCUCGAAUCAACGAGAGUUAUACUGGAAGGAAACAGCAAUACGUCUAUGGAACUAUACUUGACAACAUUACGAAGGUAAAGGGCAUCAUCAAAUUUGACCUACAUGCAGAGCCAGAGGGUGGUAAAAACAAGCUCGAAGUGGGGGGCAAUGUAAGUGGUAUUUUCGAUUUGGGUCCUGAAAGAUAUGGUUCAGAGGCAAUAUUCGUCCCUCGCCAUCCUGGCGUCACUUCGGAAGAGGAUGACGGCUACUUGAUAUUCUUCGUACAUGACGAGAAAACUGGGAAAUCUGAAGUAAAUGUCAUUGAUGCAAAGACAAUGUCCGCGGAGCCUGUGGCAGUUGUUGAGCUACCUCAUCGGGUUCCUUAUGGAUUUCACGCGUUUUUUGUGACGGAGGAACAACUCCGGCAACAAGCGAUGGCAUAAAAUGAUGAAUGAAAUCCGCGCACGUCUUCCCUGUUGCAGAGCUGUAAAGGAUGGAAUGUGAUUUUAGAUCAAAUUUCAGUGUAUCUUGUCAUAGCUACUACUCUUUCUGCCUAUAGCUACGUCGCUUUUGUAUAUUUCUGGUAAAUAUGCUACUAUAUUAUUGACAAACUCAUUACAAUUGUGGCACUAGUCAUUUUCUGCUAAUAAAAUGCUCCAGAUCUUUAUAUGCAGUGAA
Molecule: messenger RNA, 1690 nt
Organism: Ananas comosus (pineapple)
Lineage: Eukaryota; Viridiplantae; Streptophyta; Magnoliopsida; Poales; Bromeliaceae
Product: carotenoid 9,10(9',10')-cleavage dioxygenase
Exons: 14
Coding region: 1-1455 (484 amino acids)
Biological process (GO): carotene catabolic process
Cellular component (GO): chloroplast stroma
Molecular function (GO): carotenoid dioxygenase activity
Source: RefSeq, a predicted model, not a curated record